CUUGGAGCGGGCAUUGCGAUUCCGAAUCUAUUCGUCAUGGCUUCAGCAUCGAGUGCCGGAAAGCUAUGCAUGCUGGCCUGCCGGCGGGCGCUUCGAGUGCCUCGGAUGCCUCGAACACAGCCAAUUGCCUGGCGAGCACCGACAGCGAGCCGAGCAUUUACGUCUUCCCCACGGCGGCUAGCAGACAAAAAUGCCGAUCAGGACGGAGAGGAUGGCGAUGGUGGACUAUACAAGACUCUGGACCUGAAGUUGAUGAACAAAUCUUUCCUGGAGAGCGUCACACCCGAGGGCUUAAAACAGCUGGAUGAACUUGCCAAGACCAACGGCUAUACAAGCGUGGAGGAGUACCUCGAGGCGACAUUACGGGAGACACCGGGCUGGGCGUCGGAGGACAGGGCGCUGGAGGAAGAUCUGUACAGAGAUGAUGCUGGCGAUAAGCCGAACAAGUCAUCUUUCUGGUUCGACGAGGACGAUCCCGAAACGAACACCGAGGAGCACGAUGAGUUUGACGAAGACGAUAUCACGUCUAUGGCACACGGAAAACUAGACGAGGUGCGAGACAUGAGGCAUUAUGCUCGAUUAGCAAUCUGGGAAAUGCCCCUUCUUGCCAAAUUUGCCAAGCCCUUCGUUCCCCCUACAGAGAAACAGGUUUUGAGGUGGAGAUACACGACAUACAUGGGCGAAUCUCACCCUGCGGAAAAAAAGGUGGUUGUGCAGUUUGCUCCUGACGACCUUCAACUCACGGCUGUCCAAACCGAGAAGCUGAAGAAGCUUGCUGGCCCUCGAUACAACCCGGAAACGGAGCUCGUCAAGAUGAGCUGCGAGAGCUUCGAACACCAAGCGCAGAACAAGCAGUACCUGGUGAACCUGGUCAAUGACCUCAUCAGCGCCGCCAAGGACCCCAAGGAUACCUUUGCGGAUGUUCCCCUAGAUCUGCGACAUCACAAGAUCGAGCCGAAGCCCCAGUUCCCCAAGGAGUGGCGGCUGACGGAGGAGAGGAGGAAGGAGCUGGCGGAGCAUAGACAGCAGGCGGCGAUUGCCGAUGCAAAGAGGGCUGAGGACGGACUGCUGGUAGAUGGACAGAAAUUGAUUGACAAUUUCUUGAUACAGAAGCUGGCGGAGGAGCAGGAGAAGGAGAAGGUUGCAGAGCUGGUGGCUGCGGCGCCUAGAGGGAAAGCAGCUGGCGGAACGGCUCGAGCCAGGAGGUAGAAGGGGAACCAUUAAGAUGAUGUAUAUGCGUACGUACGACUGCUUUUACAGGAGGGGAACCAAGAAAAAAGAUGUAUGGGAAUUGUAUGUAUAAUAGAGGACGCAGGCACCGCUUGGGUUGGGGAGGCGAUUGGAUGUACAGUAUGAAGCCUGACGUCGAAAAUAUUUAUGAAAUGCAUGAAAAAAAGGCGUGUGUACCGAGUAUGCACUUGUGAUACGGGUGGCUCAUCAUUCAUACAUUUCCAGUUGUAAAGAGGGGUUGAAUUGGAAAUGAAUACCUAGUAUUGAGAAGUAUGAUGAUAAUGAAAUGGGUUCCCUUG
Molecule: messenger RNA, 1529 nt
Organism: Trichoderma asperellum CBS 433.97
Lineage: Eukaryota; Fungi; Ascomycota; Sordariomycetes; Hypocreales; Hypocreaceae
Product: mitochondrial 37S ribosomal protein mS35
Biological process (GO): mitochondrial translation
Cellular component (GO): mitochondrial small ribosomal subunit
Molecular function (GO): structural constituent of ribosome
Source: RefSeq, a predicted model, not a curated record